Molecule: messenger RNA, 663 nt
Organism: Rosa chinensis
Lineage: Eukaryota; Viridiplantae; Streptophyta; Magnoliopsida; Rosales; Rosaceae
Exons: 2
Coding region: 1-663 (220 amino acids)
Molecular function (GO): nucleic acid binding; RNA-DNA hybrid ribonuclease activity
Source: RefSeq, a predicted model, not a curated record
AUGGAGUGGGCUGUUCCAUUUUUGCAUGAAAUUUUCUCGCCAACUGAGGUUGAUGUGAUUGCAAGUAUUCCCCUUAGUGUACGGACUCCAGAUGAUAAGAGAGUUUGGCACUGGGACAAACGAGGUGUGUAUAGUGUCAAGAGCGGCUACCAUGCCUACAGGCUCACAGAGAAUGUGUCAAAUUUGGCCUCAUCUUCGAGAAGUUCGGGCAGGGCAGCUGAUUUACAUUGGAAGGUGUUAUGGAAGGCACGAGUGCCUCCCAAAGUCCGUUCCUUCAUCUGGCGGAUGCACAGGGAGAUUAUUCCUACCCGAGCAGCUUUGGCUAAGAAAUGUGCAAUCUUGGACUCCAGUUGUGUGUUUUGCAACAAUUACCAAGAAGAUGCUUUGCAUGUUUUUAAAGGCUGUAAAAGAGUUGAAGAAUUUUGGAACCUGAGCCCUCUUAAGUUAAAGCUAUUGCAAGAGUAUCAUGAUGCCCACCCUAUCAAGAUGACGAAGAGGAUGAGGCAGAGAACCAAAUGGAAGUUGCCCCCGAGGGGGAGACUCAAGUUAAACACUGAUGGUGCUUUCUUUAGUGAGACUGGUAAAGGCGGAAUUGGGGCAAUCAUUAGAGAUGAGAACGGUGUGUGCGUAGCUGCCAUUGCUCGUCCCUUUUCCCAUGUUUGA